This is a messenger RNA of Prorocentrum cordatum, 327 nucleotides long. Lineage: Eukaryota; Dinophyceae; Prorocentrales; Prorocentraceae. The record is from the annotation of a GenBank genome assembly.
AUGAGUUGUACGCAGUUAUGCACCUCAGGGCGGUUCAAGGAUGUGUUGCCGGAGUCCUCUUGUGACGCCAUAUCCAUUGCUUACAUGGAGGCGCGCCAGGCGCGCCAGGACCAGCUCCCGCCAGGUCGACAGCUUCUGCGUGCCGAACAGAGGGACACCUUCGCGAGAGGAAGAUGGAGAAGUUGGAAUCUGCUCAUGCAACCUGCCGACUUGGACAAGAAACGUCAAGUGCUUGAGGCGUCUAUUUCAGAUGAGAAGGUGGCCUUGGAUGGUGCUAAGAGGGAGGCAGCAACACGUGUUGCCAUUCACUCAGCCCGUUUUGGCUAA